GAAGGUUCGCAGUGGGGGAUCACAUAACCGGCCCGACUAUACGUGGAAGGGAUAAUUAACCGACACAACUGUAGCUCCCUAUGCUGCCUAACGGAAGGACGAAGAAAGGUUACCAUGGCUACGUGGAUGGGAUCCGGCCAAUCCCGGUGUACCUGGGAGGCGUGGUCUCUGCAUUGGCCCCCCCGAUUCCGUCUAUCGCCGUCUCUUUUUCUCGCCUACACCCCUACACGAAGAUCGGACAGUGGUGGAAGUAGCGAGACAGAGAGGUAGAGGUAGGUCUAGAGCGCCAGCGAAACAGCCCGGUUGCAACGGGCGCGUACAAACGUAUCAUGCUGGGUAGGGCCGGUGCCGAGAUGCCGGCUUGUAAACGAAACCAGUUUGCUAUCCGAUACGAUCCAGGCAACAGCGGCCUCGCGUGAUAUCCCCACGACGUGGAAGAACGUCAGCGCGCCUGGCCUAGUGGGUGUUACCUGAGCGACCUGGAGAACGGUCGCGCGAACCCACCUGACAGAGAUUUUCAAUGGGCAUCGGAGCUCUUCGCAACGCGAGCCUCAUUCAAUUCAGACGUUACCACGUGCCGCCUUUCGGGAAUUGUUUCGAAAUUAAUCAGUGACGUGUCGCGACGCGCACGCGAGAAAGAGAGAGAGAGAGACGAAAGGGAAGAGAGGGAGAGAUUCGUCAAUGUGGGCUUUCAUAAUUUAGUACCUGCGGAAACAGAGGCGAUCGUUCUUCGGGCAAUUCUCUCACCUCGUAAGAGAUUCAAACUUGCCCCGUGUUUCUCUUCACAUAUCAUAAUACCUGAUUUGUUUGUACUUUCAAACUUAAGAAUUCUGUAGUGUCGAUAGUGAAGUGGGGUAAUCAUUCAGUGACCGUCACGUCCGUUUGUAAUGAGCGAGCGUACCGCGCGCGACUCCAACGAAUCAUGAGAAGAUCCAAGAGCAAGCAUAAAUCGAAGCGUGCUUCCUGAACCGCGAUAAAUCCGGGUGACAUCGAUACUCCAAGAAGACAAAUUAAAUCAAAAUUGGUGUAUCGCGAGAAGAUCACCGUUUCGGGAAGAUGUCCGCCGCUGGGACCACGCCGCCAAACGCGAACGGUCCGCUUGUACCUUGUCCGUAUCUCGCUCUGCCAACCUUAUCUUUUUCCGUCAGCCAGGUGGCAACGGUUUGCGAGACCCUUGAAGAGAGCGGCGACAUCGAGAGGCUGGCCAGGUUCCUAUGGAGUCUUCCGGUUGCUCAUCCCAACAUUCAAGAAUUGAAUCAGAGUGAGGCUGUCCUCAGAGCGCGUGCCAUUGUGGCGUUUCACUCGGGACAUUAUCGGGAGCUUUACGCUAUACUCGAAAGGCACAAGUUCACCAAGGAUUCUCACGGUAAACUGCAAGCUAUGUGGCUGGAAGCGCAUUACCAGGAAGCCGAGAAACUCCGCGGUCGGCCGCUGGGUCCCGUAGACAAGUAUCGCGUAAGGAAGAAAUUCCCAUUACCGAGAACAAUCUGGGACGGCGAGCAGAAGACGCAUUGCUUCAAAGAGAGAACCAGGUCGCUGCUCCGAGAAUGGUACCUCCAGGAUCCUUAUCCAAAUCCGGGAAAGAAGAGAGAGCUGGCCGCCGCGACGGGACUCACGCCGACGCAAGUUGGAAAUUGGUUCAAGAAUAGAAGGCAAAGAGAUCGCGCUGCUGCAGCAAAAAACAGAAUGCAGCAACAGUCGGGUCAAGGAAACGGAAACGCGCGGCGUACUCUAAGUCCGGGGCCCGGCGGCAGCAGCAGCGAGGAGUCGGACAUUUCCCUCGGAGGAACAUCACCGCCAUCGCCAAGUUCCUCGCCGCCACCGAACCACCAACCAUCCCCGGUACCCCUCGGAUCUCUCGGACCUUUGCCACCACCCUCUUUGAAUUUCCGCUUCGAUCCUACGCAGCCGCACUUUCGAUUCGGUCAUACGACAGCUUUCAAGUUUCCACCGACGAGCUUCCGAUUCGGACCGCAUAGUCCGCAACCUAACCAUCCGAAUAUGCCGGGAGGUGGGAUUUUCAGGUUCGCGGAAUCGAGCCCUUUCCAGGCUGUAGGGUCCAGGGGUGAUCCGGCGACGAGAGAAAAUGCAGUUCUCUCUUUACUCUAUUACAGACUGCCGGAUUCGCUGGGUCUGCCACCACCGAGACUCCAUCCGCACGAAGGCCUACUUCACCACCCGCACCCCCAACAUCAGCUGCCUGAGGGAAUAUCUAGGAUAUCCGAAACGUCGCGAUUAUCCGACGGCGGAUUAUCUCGUCUUUCGGACAGUUUAUCGGAAGCCCACAGUCCGCCAUUGAUGGCGGCAAAUCUGUCGGUCACCGGUCCGCUGAGGGUGGCAGUACCUAGCCCACACACGCCCUCGUCCCGAGGCAGUCCACCUCCCCGUCAACCGACACCCCAGAGUCAGUCCCAAGGUCAGGGGCUGAUAAGGGUCGCAACGCCACCGCCGGCGAAUCCGAGACCGCAGAUCCACAGGCCCUUCUCGCCCGCGUGAUACGAUAAGGACGACGAAUCGCAAGACGUCAUCGACACGGAUGAUCAUCUGAUGUCGAAAAAGAGCUACAAAUGCGGUAAUGUCGCGAACGAGCGCUUCGAGGUGUUGUGAAGGCGGGGGAUCUGAUGAAGCGAACGACGACGAUCUGGUCAUGGAUCGACAGAUCCCGCGAGAUACAGGGAAUAGUCGGUUGUGUCUAGGAAAUUAUAAGUGUGCGUAGUAGCGCAGAUCCGAUACGACGUUCAGUGAGAAUAUAUUAUGUAUAACGGAAUGAAGGAUCGAUGAAGCUACGGAGAUUAUUCAAAGAUACAUAGAUGCAAGAUGUGAACCAGAGUAUCUAGCGAGAUGGCUUUUUUCCACGACUACAGUUAACAUCACCGAUAAACAGAUCUAAGAAGCUUAAAAACGAUAUUCACGAAAAUGAAUCAACGAUACAAAUAUGUAGAUACAUGCUGAAGUUUCGCUCGGAGAUAUCAGAAAUUACUACGCUAUGAAUUUUAGAAAGAAUGCGUUUGGUGAUGUGUGAUAGGACGCUCUUAUAAAACGCGGGAAUAGACGCUUCGAAAAGUGAGUGCAAUUCCGCUAAAUAAGUGCAAUCUCUCGGAUUUAAAAAAGAAAAAAUAAACAAUCAGGGCGUGUACAUAACUUCCGUUGGACGUUCCUGACUUGUCCGUUCAUCGAAAUCCAAGAACCAGAUGCAGUGAGUCUUAUAGUUUGUAAAUAGUGUCGCUCUUUCUAGUUAAUACUCUCUAUUAUGAAUAGUCACGGAGGUUGAUUAAUCAAGCAGCGAAUUGUACGGGAUUUUCAUGGCAGAAGUAAACGUUUUCCAAAGUACAUUUUUAUUUUCAUGUAUAUAAUAAAAUAUAAAUAUAAACACGCACACUAGUGUUACAUGUAUUGAUGUUACAUGUAUUGUAAUCAUAUUAAAUGUUUCAGUUACUCGAUUAUACAAAUGUGUAUAUAACAAAAAAUAAUUAUUUUUUGAAGAAAGAUAUAAUUAUUUAUUUCCAAGUAUGUGAUCAAAAAUUAUUAUUAUUAUUAUUAUUGUUAUUAUUCAAUAUCACAUUUUAAAAGUUUUGAAAUGAUUAAAAGCUUCUUUAUAAAAAACUAAUUUAUUUUUUAUAUAAGGCAACUUUGGUUUCUUUAUUACAAAAGUAUUGAUUUCUUGCGUGAAAAUCCUGUAUUUUUCCGGUGUCGAGCGUCGAAGUAGCAAGGCGUUAAAAUGAAAACGCGAGAGAACUCAAAGUUGGACUCGCUACAACAGUGGUUCCUUAGACUCGAUGGCCGAUGCGUAAAAAAACACGAAUCCCCAAUAUCAAUAGCUACAGACGGAGACCAUUGCGUUACGAUAUUGAUAUUUGAAAAAUCAGAAAAUGUCGUAGCUGCAACGAAAUAAUUCUCUAGUACCCAAGAGCAGUUCUUUUUCUCCAUUUUGUAUUUCUCUUAUUUUUUUUUUUUUGCUUAAAGCGAACGAUAACAUACAUUGUGCUGAAUCAUAUUACUGAGGUCAUCAAUAAAAUUUAUUUCAAUGUGUCCUCUAGUUAUAUAUUUUUUCCUUAAUAACUUUCUCUUUUCCCGUGCUAAUAAACUUACAGAACCAAAUUUUUCUUAAUGAACUUCAAAUUUUUUCAAAACAAAUUAAAUAUAAUCACAUAUGUUCUCUUUGCUAAACUAUAAUUUUUAUUUUAAUUUAAGAACUUUGUUUAUAAAAAUAAUAUAUUCCGUCACAGCUUCUUUUGCAUUUUAUUCUAUUCCCAAGUUUUUUAAUGAUUCACUUUUUUUUAUUUCUUUGAUGUAUAUAAGAAGAGACCAAAAUAUAAUGUUUACAGUUUCUUCCUCAUGACUUUUAAUUUUGUGAAUUUUAUUUUGUGACUUUAUAAUACCGUUUUGGGACCUCAGUUACAUUCGUAACAUAAUUGUUUAUACAUCAAUUGUCUAUGUUACUAAUAUGAUUGUAUAUAUGUUCUACUAUACCAAUCCCUCAUAUGUGAAAGAUUCAUACUCUAGAUAAAAUUACAAGAACAGCUCGGGUCUGAACGAAAGAGAGAGAGAGAGAGAGAGAGAGAGAGAGAGAGAGAGAGAGAGAAGUACGACUUAUUCUAUAUAAAAGAGUGCGAUACCCGAACGAGCUAAUUUACACUCCUCCUCCUGCCAAUUUCUUCCCCGUUAGGUUAAGUAGAAACUAGCGACAUUGUAUAUUUCAUUAAUCGCCUGGCUGUUUGGGGAAGGCCUGCGUCACUCUGGAAAUAAAAAGAGUGUGGAAGAGAAUUUCGAGGCCGGGUAUGGCCAAUCGAUCCUAUUAAGCGCGAGAUGAUAGAAACCUCACGCUUUCGCCCUCCUCUUUGUAGAUAGACUCGAUUAGCGAAAUUCUUGUAUAAUCUGUCUUAUAAAUAUGAACAUAUUACAACAGCACGUACACUAUACAUACAAUAUAUAUAGUAUAUAUAUACUAUAGAUAAAGAUUUACGUAAUUUACCUAAAGAUUAUCGAUACGGAAUUAUACAUAUAUAAAUAUAUGAAGAAGAAAUGAAGCAUUAUUAUUAUUAUUAUUAUUAAUAUUAUUAUUAUUAUUAUUAUUUGCGCCUGUACAUACGUUCGCGCGAAAAUAUAUUAACAGAUUAUUAUGACAUUACAA
Molecule: messenger RNA, 5131 nt
Organism: Solenopsis invicta (red fire ant)
Lineage: Eukaryota; Metazoa; Arthropoda; Insecta; Hymenoptera; Formicidae
Gene: Optix
Product: homeobox protein SIX3
Exons: 3
Coding region: 1057-2496 (479 amino acids)
Biological process (GO): regulation of transcription by RNA polymerase II
Cellular component (GO): nucleus; transcription regulator complex
Molecular function (GO): DNA-binding transcription factor activity, RNA polymerase II-specific; RNA polymerase II cis-regulatory region sequence-specific DNA binding
Source: RefSeq, a predicted model, not a curated record